CGACCUUCAAAGAACACGUGUCCGUUCAGAGUUUGGCUCUCCAACCGCCACGCGUUCCGUUCUCAAUUCAGUUCCUUGAAUGGCAGGUGAAGAGUCCCGCUUUCCAGCACUGAGGAUUUUCUCGGUGCUGAGAAAAUGACGAGAAACGGAGAGGAAGAGGACCUAGUGAGGACGGCAUCUACGAGCUCCACCACUAGACUGAGAGUCAGAACGGACCCUUUCCUGCUGGUAUGUAGGGGCUUCAGCGUCAUAACCGCUCUCACUGCCAUCCUCUGCAUUGUGGUCAACGUUCUCUCAGCCAUUCGAUCCUUCAAGGACGGAUCCGAUAUAUUCGAUGGGAUAUUUCGGUGUUACGCCGUUGGGAUUGCGUUCUUUGUGGUUCUGGCUGAGACGGAAUGGGGAUUCAUCCUCAAGUUCUGGAAGGUGUUGGAGUAUUGGGCUGGUAGGGGUAUGCUGCAGAUCUUUCUCUUCAGCGUUGCAGUGAUGACAAGAGCUUUCCCUGAUUAUUCUGGGGUGCAGGAGGACCUUAUUCUUCUUCAGAACAUAUCAAGUUAUAUGCUUCUUGCUUAUGGUGUACUCUAUUUAGCUUCGGGGCUCCUGUGCAUUGGGCAUCUCAAGCGUUUACGGCAGAAGAAAGAGAUUACAAGGGACCAAGCUGUCAAGGAUCUGGAAGAAUUGGAGCGGCGUAGAGAGGAACUCGAACAAUGGCUUGUCACAGAAAGGGUCUAAGACAAUUUGUGGUUUGGAUAGUGGUUUUCAAUGAAAGUUGAAAGUAGAAAAAAAAUAUUAUUAGAAUAGUAUUUUUUAAUAUUAUUAUUGUUUUGUGAUUUGAAAAAGUUAAAUUAUUUAUUAUAUUUUGUAUGAAAAUUUGGGAAAGUUGUAAUGAUAAGAUGAGGUGAGUUGAGAUAAGAUAAAACAAUCUUACAAUCCAAACCUAGCACAACAGUCAAGGAAACCAAGUCUGUUUUGUCAUUUGCUUUGUUCAGUCAAUUUGAAGAGGGAUGUUUUUGCUC
Carya illinoinensis is the source of this 1013-nucleotide messenger RNA. RefSeq lists its product as uncharacterized. The record is from RefSeq and is a predicted model, not a curated record. NCBI's taxonomy places the organism in Eukaryota, Viridiplantae, Streptophyta, Magnoliopsida, Fagales, Juglandaceae. The transcript has 6 exons. Bases 136 to 729 code for a protein of 197 amino acids.